Prosopis cineraria is the source of this 1767-nucleotide messenger RNA. Its product is annotated as polynucleotide 3'-phosphatase ZDP. The coding region runs from base 166 to 1437 and encodes 423 amino acids. The record is from RefSeq and is a predicted model, not a curated record. Gene Ontology annotation, molecular function: polynucleotide 3'-phosphatase activity; zinc ion binding; ATP-dependent polydeoxyribonucleotide 5'-hydroxyl-kinase activity. NCBI's taxonomy places the organism in Eukaryota, Viridiplantae, Streptophyta, Magnoliopsida, Fabales, Fabaceae. The transcript has 11 exons. Gene Ontology annotation, biological process: DNA repair.
AUUUACAAGGGGGGAAAAAAGGACAGUGAGAGAAUAUUCGGUGUGAUUCUCCGAAUACAGAGCGUCAAGACUCGAGACUCGAGUGUUACUGUUCCUACUCCAAGUGAUACCCUCUUUCGUUCGCGAGAAAUGGCGCGAAAUUUGCAUCUCUCUCUCUAAUUCCACAUGCUCACCAUUCCCAGAUUUUUCGUCAUCGGUAACACUAGUCUACCCUGCAUUGUCUCCAAUUCCUUUCGUAUUCGUUCCUUUCUGAGUUCAACUCGUUUCUUUUGUUCCUCUUUCGAAAACCCUCCUCUUAUGGCUCCUCCGUCUUCUUCAUCCUCGAUUAAAAUCUCGGCGGAGUAUGCCAAGUCGAAUCGGUCGACAUGCAAGAAGUGCUCCCAAAAGAUUGAUGCCAAAUCACUGAGGUUGGCUCUGGUGACCAAAGACAAUCGGGGGUACGACUUAGUCAAAUGGCAUCACCUUGAUUGCUUCCCUUUUGAUUCGACUGCACUUGCCUCGCCUAUGUCCAUUGAGGGGUUUUCGUCGCUGGAGAGUAGUGACAGGGAUGACAUCAAGAAGUUUUUGGCUAGACAUGACAAGUCUCAAGAGGUUUGCAAGGCAAGCGAAGGCGUACAAGACAAACUACAAGAAAGUGAUUCAAAGAGUACAAAGGUUCAUGAAACAACAGAAGACAUACAAAAUGAAGUACAAGAAAGUGUUACAAAAAAAAGAAAGGUAGUCAUUGACUUUUCUGCUUCUGAUGUCAAGAACAAGUACAAGGAUGCUAUCCUUUCACCAAAAUGGAAGGCAUUCAAGAGUGUCAUAUUUCUUGAACAGGAUGAUGGUCUUCAUGCUUCAAGCAAGAUUGCUGCAUUUGAUUUUGAUGGAUGCCUUGCAAAAACUGCUGUGAAUAUAUCAGGUGCAGAUGCUUGGUCCCUCAUGUAUUCUUCAAUUCCUGAUAAACUACAAAGCCUAUACAGUGAUGGUUAUAAACUGGUCAUUUUUACAAAUGAAUCCAAUAUUGAACGUUGGAAGAACAAGAGACAGGCGGCUGUGGACUCAAAAGCUGGCCGUCUAAAUAAUUUUAUCACGAAAGUGAAGGUCCCAAUUCAGGUUUUCAUAGCUUGUGGACUUGGUAAAUCAGGCAAAGCUGUCAACAAAGAAGAUGAUCCAUUUCGCAAACCCCAACCAGGAAUGUGGCACCUUAUGGAGCAACACUUCAACUCUGGCAUUCCAAUAGAUAUGGAUCAAUCCUUCUAUGUUGGUGAUGCAGCUGGGAGAAAAGAUGAUCACAGUGAUGCUGAUAUUAAAUUUGCGGAGGUAGUGUAUUCGUUUCUAAUAUCGGAAUUACGAUCAUGCUUCAAUUUCAUCGACGAUUACAUAUUUCUUUUCUUCGGAUAUUAUUGUUAUUUCCUGACUGCUAAUCUUCUUGAAUCUGCCAGUUUACUAAAGUAAUCAGUUUUCAUCAAUAGUACAUAAGUUAUGGUUUAUGAAUAGCAACAAGAACGCAUAUAUCUGUCUGCUUCAGCCAUUUGAGGAUAUUAUUUUCUUAAGCUACUUAUUCACUUUAUGAAGUUGGGUGCUUUUGCCUUCAGACUCCAGUUAACAACAUCUACAGAGAAUCCUAGUUAUUCUCAAAACUUUUCAUUGUUAGAUUUAGAUAGCUUCUGAUAAUUGGAAAGCAGGCUGGAUUGAGUAACGAUGAGAAUGAUGUUCAGUGCGCGCAGGCUCGAUCGAUCUUUUGCAUGUUUGUUACCCACUUACCUGAAGUUAUCGAUUUGGUGC